AUGAAGACAGAUUUCCGAGAAUUCCAUCCAUACGAUUUUAUUCACGAAUGGAAACGAGUCGGUUUACUGGUGGUUAUCCUGUUUGUUGCACCAUUAUCGUAUUUUUUAAUGGAAUGGUCGUUGGAUAGCAGCGAUUAUGGUGGCUUAUCGUCAUUUUAUACUCCAAGAUUUUCUUUGGACCAAAUGCGUGAAUUUGCUUUUAAAAAUAGUAUCCUGACGGAUUUUAAGCCGGCAUUUUACGCUCGACGCAGCGUUUCAUUCAAUCGUAUCUUAGGGGAUGUCGAAAACAGGUUUGACAUGGAGGAAAAUGAUGUAAUUGUAUUUCUUCAUGUACAAAAAACAGCUGGAACAAGUUUUGAGCGAUACCUUGUAAGGCACUUAAACAUUUCCCUACCAUGCUUUUGCCGUCCCGGUAAAAAACGUUGCCAGUGCUACCGACCAGGACGAAGGAGAGGGAUUUGGCUAUUUUCAAGAUUUUCUACUGGAUGGAUAUGUGGUUUACAUGCCGAUUUUACUGAACUGUACGUGUCUGGUUGCGUUGAUAAUGCGCUGGACAGGAAAGAAGGCAAUAUUUAUCUUUGUCUUCAUAGAAAACGACGUUACUUCUACACAACCUUUUUACGGGAGCCAGUAUCUCGGUUUAUUUCUGAAUAUCGGCACGUUGAACGUGGAGCUACAUGGCUUGGUGAUCGGCAUGUAUGUAAUGGUCGUCCGCCAAGUCCUGAGCAACUUCCGAUGUGUUUCGAUCCAGACGUUGGUUGGGAUGGAGUUUCUUUAGACGACUUUCUAGCAUGUCCAUUCAAUCUUGCUUUCAACAGACAAACACGAAUGUUGGCGGAUCUGACAUUAGUACACUGUUACGAUUUGCACUCUAUGGAUCCAGCAACAAGGGAUAAGAUUAUGUUGGAAAGUGCAAAAAAUAAUCUAAAAAAUUUUGCAUUUUUUGGCUUAAAGGAACAUAUGAGCGAAAGUCAAUGGAUGUUUGAACAAUUAUUCCAACUAAAAUUUACAAGAGAUCUUUCUGAGUGGCAAAAAAGUAAAUCCAACGAUACAGUAAUAACUGAACACCAGAUGCGCUUAAUUCGAAAACGAAAUGAAUUGGAUUUACAGUUAUACGCUUACGCUGAAAAACUGUUUUUUAAAAGAUUGAAACAAAUGCGUUCGGAUGAUUAUUUUAUAAACAAUCAAAAGUCGUCAAAUAUAUCUGCAUUAUCAAAUCAGCUAGCAGGUUAG
Molecule: messenger RNA, 1233 nt
Organism: Enterobius vermicularis (human pinworm)
Lineage: Eukaryota; Metazoa; Nematoda; Chromadorea; Rhabditida; Oxyuridae
Source: the annotation of a GenBank genome assembly